Molecule: messenger RNA, 2619 nt
Organism: Cryptotermes secundus
Lineage: Eukaryota; Metazoa; Arthropoda; Insecta; Blattodea; Kalotermitidae
Product: probable cytochrome P450 6a14
Exons: 6
Coding region: 826-2430 (534 amino acids)
Molecular function (GO): iron ion binding; oxidoreductase activity, acting on paired donors, with incorporation or reduction of molecular oxygen; heme binding
Source: RefSeq, a predicted model, not a curated record
ACCUUCUGGCUUGUAGCAUAGCCCUCAACCAACUACGCUACUGCGUGCCCCCAAAUGUCUAACACCAUAUUGACAAUAUUCAUAAAUAAACUAAUUCCAUAGCAUUCUUGAUGUAUUUUGGAAAAAAAACUGCAGGUUAUUACAAAUAUCUUAUAAAAACUCCAUAAAACAAGUGCCUCGUUGAGUCAAGAAAUUCUCCGCUUUUUAUGGAAACCGAAAUUUCUUGCCCUGUUCAUGGGAUCCAGCAAGGCUGGAGUAUCGUGUACAUUUCGUUCAACCCCCAAGUUGGAGGACCACCAUUUGUCAGCUGAUAUCCCAGACAUCUUGAGGCUAGGUUGAUGUUGGCCAACGCCGCUGAGACGCGUAACUCACGUAACAUGAACUGGAAAUACCUGCCGGCGUACAAGUACAUUGCUUCGGUACAACGUGUAAUGCGACGGAGAUUGGCUGGGUGACAAUGACUGGUUAACAGACACUCCUAUCACGUUCAAGUUGCCCAAUGACACGGUGACUUUGCUUUCUUGACAGACAACGCAGCCACUGUUAUAUGAAGUGCAUCCCAUGCCGUAAAUCCAGUCGCGUUCAUAGAGAUCAAGCAGAGAAGUUGGGUUAUUUCGAAAGGUCUGUGAAACUGGCACCGAGUUUGAAUGUAUUGUAUGUAUGGCAGCACUACAGACUGACAAUAUCUAUUACCUAUUUCAAGUAUCGUAACUUGGAUCCAAAGUGCCCUUCACAAGUGUUUUCACCCAUUAUCAGUGACUCACACACACAAAUACUCGAAUUCUUGCAGCUCAGAGGGAGUAAGUCCAUAAAAGGAAAAUAACCAUGCUUGGAGUAAUAACUGAGGCAGUUUUCCAGAGUUGGCUGCCCAUUGCCUUCAUUUUUGCUUAUUUAAUCUACUGGUACUCCACAUGUACCUUCAACUACUGGAAGGAGAAAGGCAUCCCUUACAUCAAACCAACACCUGGAUUUGGCAAUACAAGAAAGAUGUUUUUCAAGACCUCAUUUGCUGAGCAAUUCAAGAUAUUCUAUGAUGCUUUUGAUGGAAAACCAUUCUGUGGAGUGUUCCAGUUCCGAUCGCCAAUUCUUGUGAUCAGGGACCCAGAUAUUAUCAGACUUGUAAUGGUGAAGGACUUCCCAUACUUUCAGGACCGACGAGUUUCAUUCAAUGAAAAGAAAGAGCCACUGAGUGCACACCUCUUGAACAUGAGAGGCAGCCAGUGGCGUAGACUGCGUGCAAAACUUACACCAACAUUCACUUCUGGAAAGAUGAAGAUGAUGUUUAACUUGAUGAAUGAAUGUGCAGAGGAACUCAGAAGCUUCCUAGCAGGACCUGCUUCAAGAAAUGAAGAUCUGGAAAUCAAGGAAAUCAUGGCAAAAUUUACCACUGAUAUUAUUGGCAGCUGUGUCUUUGGUCUGAAGUGCAAUUCACUGAAAGACCCAGAUUCAGAAUUUAGAAACAUGGGACGUAAAGUUGUAGAGCCUUCUUUAAGUAAUGUGGUAAGGCGGCUGCUUGGCUUACUUGUGCCCAAACUUGGUAUCCGAGUUCUACCUUGGGAAGUCACCCAGUUCUUCAUAUCAGCUGUCAGAGAGACAAUAAAGUACCGGGAGCAGCACAACAUAGUACGUAAUGAUUUCAUGCAGCAACUUAUCCAAUUGAAGAACCAAGGACACAUUCAGGAAGAUGAUGAAGUUAACAAGGAAAACAUGAAGAAGGAAUUCUCUACAAAUAAUACAACACUGCCAGCAAAAAAUGGUGUGAACAUCACAGAAAAUAUAGUCUUUACUGACAGCAGACUGGCAUCUCAGGCAUUCAUAUUUUUCUUGGCUGGAUUUGAAACAUCAUCCACUACACUGAGCUUCUGCUUGUAUGAGCUUGCUGUGAAUCCAGAUAUUCAAACCAAACUCAGGGAAGAGAUAGAUGCAACACUUGGGAAGAUGGGAGGGCAGAUCACAUAUGAUGGUGUUCAGAGCAUGAAAUAUCUCGGUCAAGUGAUAGAUGAGACUCUACGAAAGCAUCCCCCUGCGUCAAACAUCACUCGUAUUGUGACACAGCCAUACACCAUACCAGACACUUCAGCUAAACUUGAGAAAGGCAUCAGAGUUGUCAUACCAGUAUAUGCCAUUCAUCAUGACCCACGAUACUAUCCAGAACCUGGUCGUUUUGAUCCAGAACGCUUUAGUGAUGAAGCCAAGUCUUCAAGACCGCAUUUCACAUAUUUGCCCUUUGGAGAGGGACCAAGGAACUGCAUUGGGAUGCGUUUUGGAUUGCUGCAAACGAAAAUAGGCCUUACUGUACUUCUGUCAAACUUUGAGUUUAGUGUAUGUGAGAUGACUAAACAGCCUUUAGAACUGGACCCAAAGUCUUUUAUCACAUCAGCAAAAGGUGGAAUAUGGCUGAAGAUAAGUGAACGUUCAACACCAAAAUAGUGUACUGACAGAGACAGGCGAUGAUAACCAGUUUUCUUCAUGUCAUAAAUGAGUAUAAAGUGUUCUCCAGAAUUUGUUAAAAACGAAGUUUCUGUUUGCAUUAAAGUAAAAGAAAUAUUGAUAUUUCACAUGAAUGUAGUACAAAUGGCUUGUAUCCCUCAUGACAGGGAAAAAAUAGCACACAAAUAG